This is a messenger RNA of Truncatella angustata, 726 nucleotides long. RefSeq lists its product as uncharacterized. Gene Ontology annotation, molecular function: oxidoreductase activity, acting on the CH-OH group of donors, NAD or NADP as acceptor. NCBI's taxonomy places the organism in Eukaryota, Fungi, Ascomycota, Sordariomycetes, Amphisphaeriales, Sporocadaceae. The record is from RefSeq and is a predicted model, not a curated record. Bases 1 to 726 code for a protein of 241 amino acids. The transcript is spliced from 5 exons.
AUGGGAAGUCUCCUCAACAAGCACGCCGUAAUUACGGGUGGCAGCCGUGGCAUUGGUCUCGCCAUUGCACACCGAUUCGCUUCUGAAGGUGCGUCUAUCACGCUCGUGGGCCGUGACCAGGCACGUCUCCAGAGUGCCCUCAAGAGUCUGCCGCCUCGGAGCCCCGAGGCCGAUUGGGAUCAUAACUUUCAAUCCUUCGACGUGAGCGAAAUGCAGGGGUGGAGCGAACUGGUGAAUAAGAUGAAGCAAUCGAAGCAAAACAUCGACAUCCUCGUUAAUGCGGCGGGUAUCACCCAAGACUCUCUGCUGUUCAGAGGAGACCAUGUCGAAAAUCAACGUAUCAUCAAUACUAACCUCAUGGGCACCAUGUUCGGUUGCCAGGUCACAAGCCAAAGGAUGAUCAAAAAGAAGACCAAGGGCUGUAUUAUCAACAUCUCCAGCUUACUAGCUGUCAAAGGGGGCCGCGGAGCCAGUGCUUAUGCCGCUUCAAAGGCAGGCAUUGUAGAAGUCGGCCAGUUCGGCAUCCGAGUCAACGUCCUCCUGCCCGGGUAUAUUCAGACCGAUAUGACGGAAUAUAUGAACCAGAAAGGUGGUCUUUCUGCUCAGAUUCCUCUAGGUCGUUUCGGAACGGCAGAAGAGGUUGCAGAUGCUGCAGCCUUCCUCGCCAAAAACCCAUAUGCGCAUAAUGCUGUGCUGAACCUAGAUGGUGGCCUGUCGGCAACCUAA